CAUCCUUAUAUUAAACUUGUAAAACAAUACAGAGGGUGGAGCUAUGAGUCCUUUUUAUCAGGAAGCUCUUAGCUGCUAAACCAGUUCAUCAAGUUAUUCAGAACAGACAUUUUGAGAAAAUGCACAAGAACCGAAAGAAAAUGCUUAAAAAUUCAUUAUUUUUAUAAAAAGGAGAGAACUGAGAAAGACUGAAAACUAAGGGGAAAAAAGGAGAUUGAGAAACAGAAAGAAGAACUUCAAACUGACAGUCUAUGACGCACAAUGGAGACAGGAGAGGACUCAGAUCGUCAUGAGUAUUGUACAGCUCUUCCAGAGAUAAAUGUUAUUAUAAUAGGUAGUAAAUGUGAAUACAAAUGCAAUGCAGCAAAUACCAUCCUUGGUCAGAAUGAAUGUAUAGUGGGAAGAGAGAUAGUCGAGAGUAAGAUGUUACAAAGAACGAAUCAGAACAGGUCAGUUACUUUGGUAAUGACACCAGGAUGGUGGAGGAGCUCCACACUGGCAGAGAGUGUAAAGUCUUUAAAGAUGGAGAUCGUGCACAGUUUAAAACUGUGUCCUGAUCCACAUGCCUUCCUUCUAGUCAUCAAUCUACACAAAUCAUUCACAGAAAUGCACCUGAACAGUGUGGUUGAACACAUGGAGAUUCUGGGUGAGCAGAUCUGGAAUCACACCAUCCUUCUGCUCAUGUAUAAUGAUAAAACACAGAGACAUGCCGAUAACAAGAAGCUCAUUGAGAGAGCAGGACAAGAGCUUGAUAUUGUAAUAAAGAAGUGUGGGAACAGAGUUCAUGUCUUCAAUUAUACUGUCAGAAGAGGGAAAUAUGUGGAAAAACUGUUUCAUGAGAUCGAGAGUUUGGUAGCAGAGCAUGAAGGACAGGGCUUCAAAAUUGACAGCAAAUUGCUUGAGGAUAUGGAGGAAAAGAGAAGAACUGUGAAGAAACGAGCUGAAGAGAGAGAGAGGAAAACAUUGCAAACCUUGAAAGAACAUUUACCAGAAAAAAGUUGUGAUUUUCCAGAGUUAAGGAUUGUCUUGAUGGGUAGAAAAAAUUCUGGGAAGACCUCAGUGAUGAACACUAUCCUGAAAAAUAAACAAGAAGUCAGCUGGACUAAAAAGUGUGAGAUGAGCGAAGGAGAGGUUGACAAGAGAAAAGUCAUUUUGAUCGACACUCCUGGAUGGUGGCCGUACGCGUCCGUAAAGGAGACUUCAGAGCCAGUCAAGCAGGAGAUCAUGUCAAGUGUUACGAUGUGUCCACCAGGACCUCAUGCAGUUCUGCUGGUUCUUCAGUCUGGCGUCGCCUUCACUGAGGCACAAAGAAGGUCUGUAAAGGAGCACAUGGAGCUCCUGGGUCAAAACGUCUGGAAAUAUUGUAUGGUUGUGUUCACUAAGGGCGACUGGAUGGGGACGCCUACAAUUGAAGAGCACAUUGAGAGUGAAGGAGAAGAUCUGCAGUGGCUGAUCAACAAAUGUGGAAACAGGUAUCAUGUACUUAGCAAAAUGCAUGAUGGGAAACUGGUCAGAGAGUUGAUGGAGAAAGUAAUAAUGAUGGCCAGCGUGAACAAUGAUCUCCUGAAACCUGUGGAAGGAGGAAUGGGGGAGACUGACAGUGGAUGGGCAUCUAACAUGUCGGACCUAGACAGAUUUGAGAGAGGAAGCUUACUUAUGGAUCCACCUCAUAUGGGAAAAGAAUACAUUGCAAAAUGGAUUAUGGAAAAUGAGUUUGACUACGACAACGUACCAGACGUUUCUGAGGACAUUUCAGAGGAUGUCAAACAAAACUAAUUUCAUGGCUUCCAGAGGAAAUUACAGAAAACAAAAUUAAAAAAAUGAAGAAAAAAAUAUAACACUGCAUGAAAUAAUUUUUACUCAUCUGCAGCUACAUAAUGAGAGCAGAAUGGUAAACCAUUUACUUGCCAAUUUAAAACAAAUUUGAACGGUAAAAAAUGGUCUUGACUUUUGCAACCAGCUUUACUAUUUAUGCCAUCAACUGAACCUCAUGACAGACCUACUCAUAAUGUUUGUAAUGGUGUCACACAAUUAUGCAUAGUUAUUUUGACUGAUAAUAUACUUAGUGUGUAUGUGAUUUUGUAUUUGCUCUUUCAUUAUUUAUAUAAAAAAAAAAACAGGAAAAUUUGCUUGAUUGUAUUCUGCAAAAUCCACAAACUUGUCUAUUUACAAAAUACAUUUCAGUUUUGUUGUCCUGAUGUAUCUGUGUCUGCUUUAAUUCAAUAAAUAACUGCUAUGAAUAA
Messenger RNA from Megalobrama amblycephala (Wuchang bream), 2243 nucleotides. Its product is annotated as GTPase IMAP family member 8-like. The transcript is spliced from 4 exons. Gene Ontology annotation, molecular function: phosphatidylinositol binding; GTP binding; ubiquitin binding. NCBI's taxonomy places the organism in Eukaryota, Metazoa, Chordata, Actinopteri, Cypriniformes, Xenocyprididae. The record is from RefSeq and is a predicted model, not a curated record. Bases 262 to 1776 code for a protein of 504 amino acids.